Molecule: messenger RNA, 1554 nt
Organism: Paramecium tetraurelia
Lineage: Eukaryota; Ciliophora; Oligohymenophorea; Peniculida; Parameciidae
Exons: 2
Source: RefSeq, a predicted model, not a curated record
AUGGACUCAAAUGAUUAAAACGAUCUAAAAAAAAGACUUGAAUUAAAACGGAAAAUAUUGUAGGAAUAGAAAAGGGCAAAGGAAGAAGAAUAAAAGAAAAAAAAGGAAGAUGAGGAACAAUCAUAAUAAAUGAAAAAAUAAGAGUAAUAAUCAUCUGAAAAUAUUGUUAAAAAAUAAUCUGAUAAUUAAUCUAUUAUUGACGAUAACCUUAAAUAGUAACUUAAUGAAUAAUAAAAAUAGAAAGAAUAAUAAAUUAAAUCUGAAGCACUAAGAAAGUAGAGUGAACAAUCAAAUUAAAUUAUGUCAUUAUAAAAAAAAGAAAAUUCACAAUCCACAUAAAAUAAUUAGAAGCCACAAAAAUAAGAUGAUUAAAAGGUGAUAUAGAUUACUAAUAAGCAAAUCAAUAAUUAAUAAAAAACUUUUGCUUCUGAUUAAAAAGGAAAAAAUAAAUUUAUAGAAGAUAACAAUAGAAAUUAAAAGGAAGAAUUAUAAAAAAAAAAUGAUGAACCAAAGCCUGAUUAAAUAAGAUAAGAUAAAGAACAAUAGGUUUAAGAGGAAAAUAAGAAAUAGUUAUUACUAAUCAAUAAAAAAACAGAUAAUGAGAAGUAAAUUAGAGAUUAAAAGCAUAUCAAAGAAUAGGAUGAAAAAGAUAAAUAAAAUAAAUAAAGACUAGAAUCUGAAAAAAUUGAAAAAGAUAGAAUUGAUAGAGAAAAAAAAGAAAAAGAAAGGCUAGAAAAAGAAAAAUAAGAAAGAUUAUUAAGAGAGAGGCAGGAAAAAGAAAAAUAAUUAGAAAGGGAUAAGUAGGAAAAAGAUAGAUAGUUGAGAGAAAAAUAAGAAAAAGAUAAAUAGGAAAAAAUGGAAAAAUUAAGAUUUGAAAGAGAAAAAUAGGAAAAACUAAGAUAAGAAAAAGAAAAAUAAGAUAAAUUGGAAAGAGAAAAAAGGGAAAAGUAAGAAAGACUAGAUAGAUAAGAAAGAUAAGAAAGACUAGAAAGAUAAGAAAGAGAGAGACAAGAAAAAUAUGAUAGAGAAAGAAAAGAAAAAGAAAGAUAAGAAAGAGAAAGAUAGGAAUAAAGAGAAAAAGAAAAAUAAUUACUAAAUUCUAAGCGUUAAUUAGAGCGUACACAAGUUUCGCAGAAAGAUUCGGAUUCAAUUUAGACUAAAAAAUAAACUUAAGAAAGGAUAGAAUAAGAAUUUGACAAUUCGUAGCAGUAAGCAAAUUGUAACAUCUACGAAGAAGGCGAAAUAGUCUGUCCAUAAAGAACUACAAUUGUCUCAAAUAUACCUUUAUCCAAAAAUGUAGAACAACAGCAACCGAUAAUAGAAAAUAGAAUAAGGAAAGCAGGAUAAAGGCACUGUAAAAUAAUACUACAGGAUUUAAGGGAAAAGAUUUCUAAAUAUAAUUCAAAGGACAAUAAAAAGAAAUAAAAAAGACUUAAAAAAUAUAAAAAAGCAGUCUUUAAAUUUUUAUAAAAAUUACCUGAGAUAAAUGAUUAAUAAGAAAACAACACAUAAAGAUUUUUAGAAGUUUUCAAUUAUUUUGAUAAUAUUAUUUGA